Molecule: messenger RNA, 472 nt
Organism: Apaloderma vittatum (bar-tailed trogon)
Lineage: Eukaryota; Metazoa; Chordata; Aves; Trogoniformes; Trogonidae
Product: netrin-1-like
Exons: 4
Source: RefSeq, a predicted model, not a curated record
AUGGUGAUACGAGGUGUCAGUGACCUCAGCUUCCCCUCCAAAAGCUGGACUCAGCACCUAGCACAGGUCAAGGAGGGAUCCUGCAACUGCAACCUCCACGCCCGACGGUGUCGCUUCAACAUGGAGCUCUACAAGCUGUCGGGACGCAAGAGCGGAGGAGUCUGCCUCAACUGCCGGCACAACACCGCGGGGCGGCACUGCCACUACUGCAAGGAGGGCUUCUACCGGGACCUCAGCAAGCCCAUCUCCCACCGCAAAGCCUGCAAAGAGUGCGAUUGCCAUCCCGUGGGCGCCGCCGGGCAAACCUGUAACCAAACCACAGGCCAGUGUCCCUGUAAGGACGGUGUCACCGGCAUCACGUGCAACCGAUGCGCCAAAGGCUACCAGCAGAGCCGGUCUCCCAUCGCCCCCUGCAUAAAGAUUCCUGCCGCUCCCCCCACCACUGCCGCCAGCAGCACAGAGGAGCCUGCAG